CUUCAAACGAUUUUGGUAAGUUUAUACAAAGUGUGCUGGGCCGCGGUGUCGAUUUCGGGGAAUGGAUGCGGAUCGAUGGAUGCGGUCGGUUUUUGCGGAACGAAGGAUACAGAGCGUGACGGACGCGAAAUUCGGAGAAUGCAGAAGUGGACCCCUACCCAAUGGCGCACAUUUGCGGAAUCGGCACCGGAAGCUUGCGCAAAUGCGCCCACCCUGAGUCUGUACCCUGUCGGUGCUGGAAGAAGAACCCUCGCUAAUGCACAACGAAUGCACCCACCCCCUACUGCAUGCACUCUCGACAAAUAGGUUAGUAACAAUGGCCCAGACCGCUCGCAAGAACCAGCUGGCUCCCGGCAUUAGCCGCCUUUCGCGCUCGAAGGUGUUCUCGAAGCGCGCUGCUUACAAGAUCGCCAAGACCGCCCAGCCCAAGGCUGAGGAGGCCCCGGCUAAGGCUAAGAAGGUCACCCGCGCCAAGAAGGGCGACCUCGUUGCUGCCCUGACCGCCAAGCACAGCGCUCUGCACCCCGCUAACGUCGUGCCCCAGCCCAAGGCUGGCCGCAAGACCCAGCGCACCCAGGGCCUGCGCAAGUCGAUCACCCCCGGUACCGUCCUGAUCCUCCUGGCCGGCCGUUUCCGUGGUAAGCGUGUUGUCUUCCUGAAGCAGCUCAGCUCCGGUCUCCUCCUGGUCACCGGUCCCUUCAAGAUCAACGGUGUCCCUCUGCGCCGCGUCAACCAGGCGUACGUGAUCGCCACCUCGACCAAGGUCGAUCUGUCGGGUGUCUCGGUCGAUGCCAAGUUCGACGAUGCCUACUUCAAGCGCGAGGAGGAGGCCAAGCUCAAGGGCACUGAGGAGGAGUUCUUCGGCAAGUCCGCCACCAAGAAGGAGGCCCCCGCUCACAAGGUCGCUGACCAGAAGGAGGCUGACAAGGCCGUCGUCGCCGCCGUCGCCAAGGUCCCGUUCCUGGCUUCGUACCUCGCCUCGACCUUCUCCCUCACCAAGGGCCAGGCUCCCCACUCCCUCAAGUUCUAAACAUAGCAACCAAAAAUCCAUAUUGACUCGUCGUUUCUUUUUUGGUUUAUUGAAAGAAUCUGAAAUCGCGAGGUGUACGUGAUAUGUGCUUCUCCGGCUGCUUCAAGGGAAAU
Linderina pennispora is the source of this 1143-nucleotide messenger RNA. Its product is annotated as 60S ribosomal protein L6. Gene Ontology annotation, cellular component: cytosolic large ribosomal subunit; ribosome. Lineage: Eukaryota; Fungi; Kickxellomycota; Kickxellomycetes; Kickxellales; Kickxellaceae. The transcript has a single exon. Gene Ontology annotation, biological process: ribosomal large subunit assembly; cytoplasmic translation. Gene Ontology annotation, molecular function: structural constituent of ribosome; RNA binding. The record is from RefSeq and is a predicted model, not a curated record. Bases 317 to 1030 code for a protein of 237 amino acids.